AUGGCAUACUCUCGGGUGCUGCUGGCGCUCAUCGGAGGCUUCCUGCCUUCGGCGGCAGCUGAUAUGGCCUCGACCUGCAAUGUGAGCCUGGCCUGCAUCGACGACAGCAACGUGGCGGAGUGUGAGCGGAUGUACACGGCUUGCGGCGACCAGAUGGUGUUCAUGGAGUCUUGUCCGCUCCAGUUUGCCUGCCCACCGUGCCCCUGCGGCGAGGCCUGCACUUUCGGGGACAAUGCAACUGGAGGUCUCUGCGAUGUCGAUGGCAUCACCUGUGUACCGCCUGCUCCGGGCAACACGGCGCCAAACUGCAGCGCAACGACCACCACAGAGCAAGGCCCUCUGGGAGACUCAGGAGCGAUGCCGCAGGCUGCCUCGGGGGUGCUCGCAGCGCUGGUUUCGUGGUCUCUCCUCUAG
This is a messenger RNA of Symbiodinium sp. CCMP2456, 414 nucleotides long. NCBI's taxonomy places the organism in Eukaryota, Dinophyceae, Suessiales, Symbiodiniaceae. The record is from the annotation of a GenBank genome assembly.